ACAAUGAGCGGAUAUCUUGGGGAUCUUAGUCAGAAGCAACAACAAGCUCUCGAUGAGUUCAAGCUGUGCAUUCAGGAUAUCUGGAAAAAGGAAUUCACGGAUUCGUUCCUUCUUCGAUGGCUUAGAGCUCGGGAUUUUGACGUCAAGAAGGCCGAGCACAUGCUACGUAAGAAUCAAGUAUGGCGUCAUGAGAACAACAUAGAUUUGCUCCUGGAGACGUACCAGUUACCAGAGGUAUUGAGACGCUACUUGCCUGGCGGGAUCAGCGGCCACGACCGGGGUGGCCGGCCCAUCUGGAUCCUGCGUUUUGGCAACUGCGACUAUAAAGGGUUACUACAAUGCGUAUCCAAGGAGGAACUGUCCAAAGCCUGCUUCUAUCAGGUUGAACAGAUAUAUGCGGACUUCAAAAUCCAGAGUGAGAAGUUGGGAAAGAACAUAGAUACUGUGACGGUUGUGUGUGACUAUGACAACUUCAGCCUGAAGCAGGUGUACAGCCUCCAAGCAAUGGAGUUCUUUAGGGAAAUAACUGUUCAAUUCGACACAAACUACCCUGAGACACUUGAGCGAUACCUGUGCAUCAAUGCCCCCAGCUUCUUCCCAUUCUUCUGGAAACUCGUUCGGCCAUUUGUAUCAGAAAAGACGGCAUCUAAGAUUGAAGUGUUUCCCCAAGAAGCCUGGAAGUCGGCAUUACUCAAGUACAUAGACCCUUCCCAGCUUCCGGUCCACUGGGGAGGAGAGCUUCUUGGACCAGAUGGUGACCCCGAGUGUUCACACAAAAUUAGGCCCGGAGGGGAGGUUCCCGUGGAGCUGUACCUAAAGAACGGGCCCAAGGUAUGGGACGACCCCCAGUCAGUCAACUGCACUCUCGAGAGGGGCGAGCAUCUCGAGGUCCCCGUCCAAGUUGAGCGCGCCGGUUGCAUCCUUCGCUGGAAGUUCCAGACAGGUCCUGGUCACGACGUGGACUUCAGCGUCACGCGUGGGCUCACCGAAAAUGGGAAGCAGCAAAAGAAAGUCUUGCCAGUCACCAGGGUCAGGUGUGACCUCGUGCCGGAGACUGGAGAGUUGGAAAACCCCGACAUCGGAACAUAUUCCUUUCGGUUUGACAACAGCUUUAGUUGGUUCUCCAAUAAGCGGAUAUCCUACGUUUUACAAGUGAUCUAUCCUGAAGAGAUUUUGACUCCCGUCAGCUGAUGACUGCCUAUAUAAAUUUGCACGCAGUAUAGGUUUGAAACCAUUAU
Messenger RNA from Ixodes scapularis (black-legged tick), 1238 nucleotides. Its product is annotated as SEC14-like protein 2. The transcript has 12 exons. Lineage: Eukaryota; Metazoa; Arthropoda; Arachnida; Ixodida; Ixodidae. Gene Ontology annotation, cellular component: cytoplasm. The record is from RefSeq and is a predicted model, not a curated record. Bases 4 to 1191 code for a protein of 395 amino acids.